ACCCUACACGCAGAAGGGAGGGAAAUUUCGCCCAUUUAUUUUCGCGAAAAAGAGAGAAAAAACCCCAAAACCCCCCACAGCCCUCGUUCUCUCUCUCAUCAGAAAACCGGCCUCAAAUCCGUGCGCCUUCUCUGAACUCGCCGCUACCGUCGGAGAUCGCCCCUCCGUCGGAGUUCACCGCCGCCAUCGAGCCCUGAAGUUUGCCGCCGCCGUCGACUCUGUUGUUUGCCGACGAAUCCCCAUAAAAAAACCCUAGUUCUUCCUUCCCAAAUCGGAUCUCGCCGCCUCUCCUCCUCCUCAUUUUCGCCGAUGAAUGUGUUUAAGCCAGCGCCAUUUGGCAGCCGCAAGUGGACGGGCUGGAUGUGAGGGGCCUGGUAAGUGCUUUCGGCUUUACCCAGAAAGUGAGUUUGGCAAACUUAUGGAUUCCGCUGUUCCUGAAAUUAAGAGGUGCAACCUAUCAAACGUUGUAUUACAGCUCAAAGCACUUGGGAUUAAGGACAUCUUCUCCUUUGAUUUCAUGGAAAAGCCUUCAAGAUCCAGUCGGGCUUCAAAUGGUUCAUAUGGAUAAAUGUUGGAUGACACUGAAAAGACUGAUUGGGUAUCGAUGAUCGAUGUGUGGGAAACUGAAGAAUGAAAGGGCUCUGAAAAGUAUUAGGCCAAAUAUUGGUGAUGUUGAUGCUGCAGCAGUGGCAUGUGGAUUUGGGCGGGCAAGUGGGAACAAGGUACGAAGCUUCAAUGGUUGCCACGGACAGCGAUCACAAACCUGUAAGAUAUUCAUAUAGAACUUGGCUUCCCCCUGUUGAGGUUUCUGAUAAAGGUAGUGCUUUGGUUCAGGAAAUAAUCAAAGAACUGAUGGAAAGGCUACCACACAUGAAAGAGUUUAUGGAUAUGUACUGUGGUCCUGACAGAGUGACUGCAAAGCAACAAAUACAGGAGUUAGAUAGAGUCGCAAAAACUCUACAAGAGAAUAUACCUUCAUCUGUGAAGAGGUUCACUUAUCGUGCCGUUCUUUCACUUCAAGUUUUCUUUUUUUUUCAACUUAGUUUAGUUUCCUGUAAAUCUUAUAAUGUUCAGUGUAGGCUUGUAGUUGAUAGAAAAGAUAUUACUUUUGGCGAUGCAAAUUAG
This is a messenger RNA of Asparagus officinalis (garden asparagus), 1125 nucleotides long. RefSeq lists its product as uncharacterized. The transcript is spliced from 8 exons. NCBI's taxonomy places the organism in Eukaryota, Viridiplantae, Streptophyta, Magnoliopsida, Asparagales, Asparagaceae. The coding region runs from base 670 to 1125 and encodes 151 amino acids. The record is from RefSeq and is a predicted model, not a curated record.